GUAUUGGAAUAUAAUGUUCCGAAAGGAGGAAGACGAAGAUCAAUAUCACUUGUUGUUGCAUAUAAAUUGUUGGCAUCUCAAGAUCAAUUAACAGAAGAAAAUAUUCGUUUAGCCCGUAUUCUAGCUUGGUGUAUGGAAAUAUUGCAAGCAGUUUACAUAGUGAUGGACGAUAUUGUAGAUCAUACAGACAUGCGACGAAAUCAACCAACUUGGCAUGUAAAAAUUGGAUUAUCUGCAGUUAAUGAUAUUUUACUUAUGGAAACAUGUAUAUAUGAUCUUGUUAAGAAAUAUUUUAAAUCGAAAGAUUGUUUUGAAGAUAUUUUAAAUUUAUUCUCAAAAUAUCACAAAAAAACAGUGCAAGGUGAAUGUCUAGAUAUAUUGAUAUCAACAGAUUGGGAGAAGAAAUCGAAUUUUGAUCUUUUUUCUAUGGACCAAUACGAUACUAUAGUAAAAUAUAAAACAUCUUAUUAUUCAUUUGUACUUCCAUUCACUCUUGCUAUGCGUUUCGCUGGAAUAACUGAAUCAGAAAUAUAUAAGCAAGCAGAAAAUAUUCUGCUAAAAAUAGGGCAUCUUUUCCAAGUACGAGAUGAUUAUUUAGAUUGUUAUGGUAAGCGCGAAGUUAUAGGAAAAAGUGGAACUGACAUACAAGAAGGAAAAUGUUCAUGGCCCAUUGUGGUUGCUUUGCAACGAGCUACAACCGAACAAAAGAAAAUUUUGAAAGAAUGUUAUGGAGUAGCUGAUGAAGAAAAAAUAAAACGUGUGAAACAAAUUUAUGAAGAGAUAGGUGUAUCAAAUAUCUAUUCUGAUUACGAAGAAGAAACGCAUAAUUUAUUGAAUGCAUAUAUACAGCAAUUAUCUUCGAAACUUCCAACUGAAUAUUUUUCAUACUUACUCGCUACAUCAUGUAGUAAAGUAGGACGAAAAGAUUAAUUAAAAAUAAUAAAUUAA
Apis florea (little honeybee) is the source of this 948-nucleotide messenger RNA. RefSeq names its product farnesyl pyrophosphate synthase. Gene Ontology annotation, cellular component: cytoplasm. NCBI's taxonomy places the organism in Eukaryota, Metazoa, Arthropoda, Insecta, Hymenoptera, Apidae. Gene Ontology annotation, molecular function: (2E,6E)-farnesyl diphosphate synthase activity; dimethylallyltranstransferase activity. The record is from RefSeq and is a predicted model, not a curated record. Gene Ontology annotation, biological process: trans, trans-farnesyl diphosphate biosynthetic process.